CACCCUGAAGGACUACAGCCCCCGGUAUGCCCCGCGCGGCUAUCGGAGCCACGUGACCGCGCUUCUACGGCUACCUCGGUCACGUGACUCGGGGAAGAUGGCCGCGCUGACGGCGGAGAACUUUGCAGCUCUCCAGAGCCUGCUGAAGGCCUCCUCGAAAGAUGUUGUCAGACAGCUGUGCCAAGAGAGCUUUUCCAGUUCAGCCCUUGGCUCCAAGAAUCUCUUGGAUGUUACGUGUUCCAGCUUGUCCGUGACCCAGGAGGAGGCAGAACAACUGCUCCAAGCCCUGCACCGUCUCACCAGGCUAGCCGUGUUCCGCGACCUCUCCUCCGCCGAGGCGAUUCUGGCACUGUUUCCUGAAAAUUUCCACCAGAACCUCAAAAACCUGCUGACAAAAAUCAUCCUGGAACACGUAUCUACCUGGAGAGCUGAAGCCCAAGCGAAUCAGAUCUCUCUGCCGCGCCUGGUGGACCUGGACUGGAGGGUGGACAUCAAAACCUCCUCAGACAGCAUCAGCCGCAUGGCCGUCCCCACCUGUCUGCUCCAGAUGAAGAUCCGGGAAGAUCCCAGUCUGUGUGGGGACAGGCCCUCCGUGUCGGCCGUCACCGUGGAGCUGAGUAAGGAGACGCUGGACACGAUGCUAGACGGGCUGGGCCGCAUCCGGGACCAGCUGUCCGCCGUGGCCAGCAAGUGAGGCGGCCGGAGGGCCCCAGCGCCCUGCCCGCCGCCCCCAGCACAUGGCGCCCCCCCAGCGCCCACCGCAGGGGUCGGGGCCGGCACGAAAGGGGGCUGGCAUCCAGAAGGCGCGGCUGGGUCGGGAGGAGACAGCCAGGCCCCCACGCUCUUCUCCUCACUCGUCUUCCUUUUCCUCUUUCUGAAGUUGGUGGGCAGAAGCCACUGUCCCCACAAGGCUCCUGGGGGGCUUCACAGCCGCUGUGGGGACAGGGAGGGAGCGUUUGCCGGGCCAGCGGCCUCUGCCUGAGAGCGGGCGAUUCAGGCCCAGGUUGUGGUGCUCGUCUUAGCAAGGCCCUGUCCGGCUGCACUCUGCUGAGCUCGCUUCUGCUCCGGAGCACGUGCAGGGAGCCAGGUGAUGGUCCCUGCAGGGUCCCUGUCCUCCUGAGUCCAGAGCCUCCCCCAGCCCUUCAUCCCUGCUGGACUGCCUUUCAGCAUAGAAAGUGGGAAUUCAUUCCCUUCUUCAUGGAGCCAGUGCCCCUUCCUUGAUGUAAUGGGACCACUCAGGGUGAAGAAGUGGGAGUGAUUGGAAAUAAACACCAGUUCUAAAAA
This is a messenger RNA of Cervus elaphus (red deer), 1284 nucleotides long. RefSeq names its product COMM domain containing 9 (gene COMMD9). NCBI's taxonomy places the organism in Eukaryota, Metazoa, Chordata, Mammalia, Artiodactyla, Cervidae. The transcript has 6 exons. The record is from RefSeq and is a predicted model, not a curated record. Bases 98 to 694 code for a protein of 198 amino acids.